CGCGUGGGGGAGGGGGAUAAUAUUUAAAUUUCCAAGCCUACGAUUGGCUGCUGUGUGUGUCCAGCGGCCCUAUUUUGACCAAUGAAAUAAGUUUCCUUCAGUCGUUGCACGAACCGAGCAAUCAGAGGAACACGAUCAGACCUUCAAGAUUAGCAUGAGCUUUCAAUAAAUAGCCAGUAAGCGCGAGAAAAAAAAACUGUUGUGUUGUGUUAUAGUCUGUGAGAGCUAACAUGCCUGAACCAGCGAAGUCUGCUCCUAAGAAGGGCUCCAAGAAGGCCGUCACUAAGACCGCCGGUAAAGGAGGAAAGAAGCGCAGAAAGACCAGGAAGGAGAGCUACGCUAUCUACGUGUACAAAGUGCUGAAGCAGGUUCAUCCUGACACCGGGAUCUCUUCUAAGGCGAUGGGGAUCAUGAACUCUUUCGUCAACGACAUCUUCGAGCGCAUCGCCGGUGAAUCGUCUCGUCUCGCUCACUACAACAAGCGCUCCACCAUCACAUCGAGAGAGAUCCAGACCGCCGUGCGUCUGCUGCUGCCCGGAGAGCUGGCCAAACACGCCGUGUCUGAGGGCACCAAGGCCGUCACCAAGUACACCAGCUCCAAGUAGAGCUCCGCUCCAGUCCCCGAGACUCAAAGGCUCUUUUAAGAGCCACCCAUCAUAUCAUCUAAAGAGCUUUUAUAACUGU
Onychostoma macrolepis is the source of this 684-nucleotide messenger RNA. RefSeq names its product histone H2B-like. The transcript has a single exon. The record is from RefSeq and is a predicted model, not a curated record. Gene Ontology annotation, cellular component: nucleosome. NCBI's taxonomy places the organism in Eukaryota, Metazoa, Chordata, Actinopteri, Cypriniformes, Cyprinidae. Gene Ontology annotation, molecular function: structural constituent of chromatin; protein heterodimerization activity; DNA binding. The coding region runs from base 231 to 605 and encodes 124 amino acids.